This is a messenger RNA of Melospiza melodia melodia, 4253 nucleotides long. RefSeq names its product RecQ mediated genome instability 2 (gene RMI2). Gene Ontology annotation, cellular component: cytosol; nuclear speck. NCBI's taxonomy places the organism in Eukaryota, Metazoa, Chordata, Aves, Passeriformes, Passerellidae. Gene Ontology annotation, biological process: negative regulation of double-strand break repair via homologous recombination; regulation of sister chromatid segregation; DNA repair. The record is from RefSeq and is a predicted model, not a curated record.
AUGAUGGCCCCGCGCGGCAGCUCCCGUUCCGCGCAGGCCGCUCAGGGGCGGGGCCGCCCUUGUGCUUCCCGCCCUCAGCGGCUGCGCGCCCUCAGGCGCCCUGGCGCCCUCAGCAUGGCCGGGGCGGCGCUGGGCCCGCCGGGCCCGCCGGUGAAGGUGCUGGCGGCGCAGCUGCGGCAGGCGGAGCGCGGCGCGGGCGGCACCUGGGAGCUGCAGCGGGCGGCGGCGGGCCGGGCUCCGCUGGCCCUGCGGGCCGUGUGGAUGCAGGGCACCGUGCUCGAGGUGCGACGCGGCGCCGAAGGCGGCACGGCCCGGCUGCAGGACGGCAGCGGCGCCUUCACCGUGCUGGGCGUGGAGCAGGUGCCGCAGGGCCGGCCGUGCCUCAGCGCAGGGAAGUAUGUAAUGGUGAUGGGUGUGGUGCGGUCCUGCAGUCCGGAGCCCAUUCUUCGAGCAAUAAAGAUGACAGAUCUCUCUGAAAACCCCAUUCAUAAGAAUAUGUGGAACCUUGAAGUGGAGGAUUUGCACAGAGUCAUCCCCUAAUGGAAAUUUGUUUUCUUUUGCUUUUUGGUGCAGAACAUUGGACUAUUCUGUGUAACCACUCCUGGAGUAAACCAGUGAGAAGCUGGGCUCAGUGAAACAUAGGGACCAGUGCUUAUCUGAUAAUAAUCACAGUUCAUGUCUCCCAGUGUUUUUAUACCAACAUGUGUGAGCAGUGCCUAUUUGAUGUUUUGAUGAAGAUGUCCAUGCCAUUAAAAAGGCUGUAUGUUUGUUUCUGUGUGUUAGCAGCUGUCUGGGGGGGCUCGUGUCGAGGCAGGUGUUUUACAGCAGGGUGUUCAUGGCAGCAAGGGCUGCACAGCACUCGUGCUACCAGGGUGAACUCAGUACCUGGCAUCAAGGCAAAAUGUGUUUCAAUCCAUUUAGGCUGUGCUUGGAAAGAAUUGUUUUCACCUGUGUUUUCUAUUUCAGUAAUCACCAUGUUUUUAACUGCUUGUAAGACAGGUGUCUCUUGGUAACAAUUAGCAGUGUCUUGUACUUAAAAUACCUCUCUAGUUUCUGAAAUACUGAAAGUGGUAAUGACCCCUCUGUUUCAGUGAAGUGAAGUUAAUGAAAAGAUGUGAUGCUGGAUUCCUUGGAAUAGAUUCUCCAGGUGCAAGAUGUAAAUACUUUUUACCUCCAGAAACAAGUGUUAUAUUCCUAAGUGCAUUUUUCUUUUUGAAGUUUUUUUUUUCCUUCCAGUGUAUGCUAUUUUUAAGUGUUAUUUCUAGCAUUCUAAGUUGUAUUCUAUUCUUACAAUUCCUUUUCUGAAAAAAGUCAAACUAUGAAAUCAUAUCCAGAAACUUAAAAAGUAGAAAUGUUACUACUCUUUAUUUUCCAUCUUGUCUAAAGAGAAUUUGGGUCCUGACAAAUGCAUUGGAGUAUCUGUGUGGAAUGGCUUUGUGAUUGGGGACUGUAUUGUGCAGCAAUAGAGUUAUGUUAAUGAGGAAUGCGUGUUGGAAGAGAAGAGACCAUGAUUGAAUGCUUUGCAAUUUAAGAUGAAAAUCAAAUUGUAGUAAUUAAUUUUUUUUAAUUGGACCAGGUUUUCAAAGCAUGUGGAAACUAACCAGCACCCUUUAAAGAUUUGAGUUCUUUGCAGGCUAAGGGCUGGAUUUCAGAGUGCAAUUCCAGUCCUGAGUUUGGUGUUUCAAAGCAGAUCACAUCACAGGCAGUUGGAUAGUGGAAGUCCUGUGCUCUUGAGAUCCUGCUGAUGAAGUGCCAAGACAUACAAAGAUAAAGACUUUUGGCAGUCUGGGUUUAUUCAUUGUUUGUAAUUCUGGAAAAAAUCUGCUUGUGGAGUGCUGUAGCCUUCAGAAAUAAUUCAUGUGACUGCCAUAUUGUCUGGUGACUAGUUCAUAUUAAAAAUUAUUUUCCUAGGAGUUCAAAGCAAAAGACACUUGUAGCCAGGGUGAAUGUUGUAUUUCUAAACAAAAGGCUGCUGGAGAUUGCUUUGACUCCCAGCUCUGUUGUACUUCACCUAGUGAGAGGCUGAUGGUGGCUGUUUAAGGCUGGGCUGAAGGGCCUUAUUUCUGGGUACUGGGAAUUCUCCCUUUUCCUCACCUUGUGUCUCAAAUUCUGCAGUUAAACAUGAGUUUGUGAUUUUUGUUGCUUUUGCACAGCAGAAUAUGUAACUGAGGAGUUGUAGCCCUGUGUUGAGGAGGAGGUCACAGCUGAGCACUUGUUACAUCUGUUUUGGGGUUGGUGUAAUAUGUUGAAAUUCUAUGAACUUUAUAGAUCGUGGAGUUCUCUAUAAAGGACAUGUUGGAGGUGAGUUGUAAGCACUAAAGCUGCACUGGGAAGCACCACUGGAGCUGUGUGCUCUGCAGGGACAGCUGCUGUGGGCAGGUGUGCUCAGAGUGCUCUCACAGCAGCAGUUAGGGCAGGAAUUCCUGGGUGUGCUGUGGUGGGGAGACCCAUGAGAGAGGCAGUGCAUGGUAUGUGUUUGCCAUAUAACAGUUUAUAAACUGCAUGGUGCACCUGAGGCAUAAACAGUUGCAUUACUUCAGUCAAGGUGUUCAAUAACGUGCAGUGUUGUCAGUAGUUAUCUACUAAAAGUUUAGUCCUGGUAAAGCCAGGGCUAGUGCAGAGAUAAAAGCCAGUUUCGAAGUACUGAAGCUGGUGGAUUGAUCUGAUAAAUGCUUCAGCCAAACCUUUCCAAGGUGAUUCUUCUCCAGAGGUUCACAUCCAUGAGAAAUCACAAAGAUCUCUCAGUUGGCCCGAGGGCUGUUUGGUGGCAGGUGGCAACUGCCCUGCAGGGACACUGCUGUCCCUCCCUCCAGGGACACCUGGAAUGGGCUUCCCCACAUCCCCCUGUCUCUCUGCUGUUGUGUUUGCUGAUAGGAGCUGCCAUCUCUCUCUCUCCUCUGUUAGGCAGGAGGGUGAUGUGUGGGCUCCAUUUUUUAAUUGCCCAAGUGUGACAUUACCAUGCAGUAAAUAAGGCAUAGUUGAAAAGUCUGGCUGGAUGGUUUUAGUGGUUCAUUAAAAGGUUUACACAGUUCAGUCAAAGAACCCUGUGGCCUGUGACACUGCUGUGUUUGUGGCAGGUAUUUGGUGAACAGAGCAUUUGCCUUUGCGUUAACAGCAGAGUCAGGGAGGAAAGGCACAGCUCCCAGUGCAGAAACAUGGAUAUAAUGCUUUAUUUAUGGCAGCUGUGAUUCAGUGCUAAUCUCCAAUUACCAACAUGACCUGGAACAUUUCAUUUAAGUGUGGGGUCUUUUGGAGUUUUUUUUUUCUCUCACCCCUGAUGGUGGCUCUGUUAGCCCUGCUCAGUUCAGGUGGUGUCUCAUACAUGCCCUGUGUGCAGGUAGGUGCACUGGGUCAGUGGGGUGCCCAGCCCAGCCCAUGGGGUCAGCAGAGUUUCCACCUGGCCUGUUGCUCUAGGGUUGGAUUGGGGCUGGGUCUGGCUCCUGCUGAGCUUCAGGGCUUGAGGUGUGUCCAGGGCCUGUACAAGUUCCUGACUCUUUGAAGAGUAUCUAGACAGGAACUGUGCAUGUGGAGAACCUAGGAACAGCUCAGACAUACCAAACACUGGAUUGAGUGACAUGGCUGCAGUUAAAAAUGUUUAUUGGUGGUUAAAUGGCUUCUUUAUUAUGAGUGAUAAGUUAUCUGCAGCUUUUAGAGGAGACCUGGUGUCUGCAGCCAGCUCAAUGUUGUUGUCUGCAGUUAGGAUUUAGUUAAAUUCCUGUAUGUCUGUAUUGCUGACUGAGCUCUUCUCAGUCUUUUCCUCUACUUGCUGAUAUUUUUCUUUGUUUCUGAAGCUGUCACCACAAGACAUUUUUCAGAGAUGCUUGGUGUGCUUAGCUGAGGGGUGACGAGACAUUCAGUGACUGGGGAGAAAAUCAUGUGUUUUUUAAAAUCAGUAACUGGUAUAAAUAUUCUGUAGCUUCCAGAAAUACUUACUACUAUUUUGGCUUUUUACAAGGGUGCAGGUAUAAAAUUAUUACAGAGGAAUAUUUGAUUUCUAGCAUCUGAUGUGUGUGGGAAUGCUAAAAAUUGCAGGACUUUUUCCUGACUAGUGUAGGAAUCAUGUUUUCAUUUGUAUCAAGCUAGAGAGUAAAUGUUCAGAAAGCGAGUGCAGCUGCAAGCAGCACACACGAGAAAAGAGGCAGCUGCUUGCUUUUUCUGUGAGCCAAACCCAGCCAGUGCUAACUCUCUACAGAGGUCAGUGCAACUUUGUUGUUACAAAUAAUCAAUAAAAAUGUACUCCAGCGUAAAACUAA